AUGCAGAGUUUGUGGUCCCGUGCCGGCCGGUCGCAGUCGUCCUGUCGUUGCGUUUCGUGCUUAAGCACGACCGCCAACGGAGUUGCUUCGCGAUCGGCAGGCGCUGCCAGCAAGAAACGCCUUCGCAUAGGCAAUUCAGUCACCGCGCUGUACACGAGCAUAUUCGCCGCCGCCGCCCUAGCCGAUGCGAGAGCCAAGACUCAACGACGGAAUGACUGGGAGGAAAAGAUUGCCGCGGUCAAGGCCGAGGUAGACGUCUUGGUGGAUGAAGAACAACGCAUUCUUGAGUCUCUCCAAAAUCGACGGAAAUCACGAGGGGUUCAUCGAUUGUUACAUACUAGGGGAUUGGUCACAACCUCGAACUUUACAUCCGCACCGAGGCAACGAGCGACCUUGGCCCGGCCCACAAGGUCCUAUCAUACCACCAAGAGCGGCCUCGCCAAUGCUACCGCCGCGGAGAUUCAGGACAAAUUGCUGGAGGAGAUGGACGUCUUCGACCCGGAAGAGGAGGAUCUGGUUCUGGAACAGCAACCAUUACCCAAUUGGGUUUUGAAAGAGCCACUCCGGAUGAAGGCUAUUCAGAAACUAGCCUUGAAGCAAUUUGCGAUUCGCCUUUUGCUUAGGCCAGCCGUCGCACACCGAUACUCUGGAGUCAAAAUGAACUACGCCCCAGAUUUUGAGGUCCCAAAAAUCAACGUCGACAGACUUCUAGACGAGUUGAACAGCAUCCGCGGUCGCAUGAAACAUUUACGAGAGGACAAAAAUGCCCAUUACGAAGAUUUGACACAGGGGCUCACCAAGAAAAUGUCGGACCAAGGUCAACGGGAUAAGGCCUCGAGAUUUCGUGAGCGGCUAGAUGCCGAGCUUGAUCAGGAUAUUCAUCUAUACAUGUGCCAGGAGAUGUCCCUUCAAGAGCUGCUGCUACGCAUAUCUCAAAAUCUCAUGGUUUCCAAGGAGCCUGAUCGCACAGCCGCAUUCCGAGCCAUUCUCAUUGCUUUCACUCGUACCCGACAGAAUGAUCUAUGCGACAUGGCCUUGAAAAUGCUCAUUCCGAACCAAUUUUAUCUCAGCACAUCGCUGGUCAUCACAAUACUGGCUUUCUUCCGCAAGUCUAAGAAUCUCAAAGACUUUGACUUGUUCCUCCAGAUGCUCAGUGGAGAAGGAUAUGCUAUUAACAUUGGAUUCCUUGGCUACUACCGAACUAUGAAGAUCAAUGGAGUUGAUAUUGUUGUCCCACCAAUGGACAGCAAUAACCCCGUCCUAUAUACCGAGCUGAUCGCAGCAUCUUUACGGUUCGACCAGCCGGACAGGGCGGACGCCUAUCUUCAGGCAGCGCGCAGGGCUGGUUUCUUCGAUAACUAUCACACUCUCGCAGUUUACCUCCGAUUUUACAGCAUCAGACAGGAUUGGGAAAAAGGCUCGUCUGCGCUGAAGAGAGCCAUCACCUACCUCGUAUCGUCAACGGAUCCAACAGAAAGCUACGUCCCGCGGCUCCUUGUACGGAUGGUCCAACUAUGCGAUUCAUGCAACCGAAAGGACGUCUCGCAAGCUUUAAUUGACGCUGCUGUACACAGCGGCUUUGACCCAAACAUCCCGUUGGAACAAGAUGAGCUCACCCCCAUCUACGACCUUGAGGGCAACCGGUGGAAAGAGGCGGCUAACAUAUUUGGUGAAUACUUGAGCAGGCUCGAGACAUCAGAGAGUGCUAGUAAAAGCCAGCAAUUCGAUCAGUUCUCUGCUCAAUAUGCGCAUCAUUCUAUGAUCGCCUCACUUGCCAACGUAUCAGGACAGACCAGGUACACAAGAACGAUGUCCAGCUCAUCGCCAAUCUUACAGCCAGAGGUUGAUCUCUCAGAAAAGACGCAACCGCAAAACCAACAGUCGGAAGAGCUUGCAUCGAUGAAGAUUGAACUAGCCCAGCUUCGACAGCUGGUCUUUCAAAUGCGCGAACAUCACAUUGAAUCAUCAUUCAAGGAUGAUGACACUUUCCACGAAGACCAUGUCAAACCGAGUCUACAGAACAUUCAGACGCCCCCUGCACCCGCCAACGAUACCGAGGACCCGCACAUGAGCAUCAAAUUCGAGCGGAAAUCCACACCCACUGAGGAGAAAGGACCCCCAUUGUCCGGGAAAAGGAGGCGCGCAGUUUCAAAGUCAAUAAACUGA
This is a messenger RNA of Penicillium cosmopolitanum, 2166 nucleotides long. RefSeq lists its product as uncharacterized. Lineage: Eukaryota; Fungi; Ascomycota; Eurotiomycetes; Eurotiales; Aspergillaceae. The record is from RefSeq and is a predicted model, not a curated record. Bases 1 to 2166 code for a protein of 721 amino acids. The transcript is spliced from 2 exons.